Molecule: messenger RNA, 18524 nt
Organism: Coregonus sp. 'balchen'
Lineage: Eukaryota; Metazoa; Chordata; Actinopteri; Salmoniformes; Salmonidae
Source: the annotation of a GenBank genome assembly
AUGCCACCCCCAGCCCCAAGCUUCCAGCAGCAGGAACAGCAGCAUAUGCCACUGAUCUCAACGGGCCAGUGUGUGAAGUGUAAUGCGCCACAGCAAUGACAGAUGGUUCAUGUGGGUCAACCUGGCGCUGUGACUGGAGGAGAGCGAGAGAGGAGGGACCCUCACCCUGCUCCCACAAUCCCAUUCAUUCACAAAGCUGCCUGCCAAAGGUUAUUGGGAAAUGGCUCCAUUUGAUGAAUGUGGACUGGUCUCCAUGUUGGGUGGAGGUGGAAGGAUUGACUCUGUGGUGUGCUGUGCUCUGCAGUGAGAAGCACAGGGCUGAUACAUACAGUGAUGGUGAGAGGUAUGGUGCUAGAUUAGCUUACGCAUGGCCAGACUAGUGCAGGGUAGAUUGAUUACAAAUUUGCUGUGAGUGCCCUACUGGGAUCAAGUCCUCCGGCUACUUAUCCUGCAACCGUUGAGACAUGACUGUUGCUCAGCAAAAAUGUUACAAACGAUGCAGUUAAUGAUACUCACUUGUACAUUUCAACAGACAGUAGAAUUAAGAUUGAAGUGAUAUGAACAUCACAGAAUGUAAGAAUACAGCACAGAAUUAAUUUUAACUGAAUCUUGACAGGAGUAAUAUAUAGCAGAAGCCAGAGACAUAUUCUACUUAACUGGUCUCUGUAGAUGGAUUUCUGAAAAGAGUAGAGGGGACUCUAUUUCAAACACACAGAGGAACAGUCCUCUUCAUCAAAUUGGCUGUGCAGCAGGUACCACAUGCCAGGUAGCACAAUAGAUGACAUUUAUGGGCAUUGUUUAAGGGUUUGUUAAUAUUCACAGACAUAUAAAAAAUAUAUAUACAGUUAAAGUCGGAAGUUUACAUACACCUUAGCCAAAUACACUGCUCAAAAAAAUAAAGGGAACACUAAAAUAACACAUCCUAGAUCUGAAUGAAUGAAAUAAUUUUAUUAAAUACUUUUUUCUUUACAUAGUUGAAUGUGCUGACAACAAAAUCACACAAAGAUUAUCAAUGGAAAUCAAAUUUAUCAACCCAUGGAGGUCUGGAUUUGGAGUCACACUCAAAAUUAAAGUGGAAAACCACACUACAAGCUGAUCCAACUUUGAUGUAAUGUCCUUAAAACAAGUCAAAAUGAGGCUCAGUAGUGUGUGUGGCCUCCACGUGCCUGUAUGACCUCCCUACAACGCCUGGGCAUGCUCCUGAUGAGGUGGCGGAUGGUCUCCUGAGGGAUCUCCUCCCAGACCUGGACUAAAGCAUCUGCCAACUCCUGGACAGUCUGUAGUGCAACGUGGUGUUGGUGGAUGGAGCGAGACAUGAUGUCCCAGAUGUGCUCAAUUGGAUUCAGGUCUGGGGAACGGGCGGGCCAGUCCAUAGCAUCAAUGCCUUCCUCUUGCAGGAACUGCUGACACACUCCAGCCACAUGAGGUCUAGCAGUGGCUUCUGGAGCAGUGGCUUCUUCCUUGCUGAGCGGCCUUUCAGGUUAUGUCGAUAUAGGACACGUUUUACUGUGGAUAUAGAUACUUUUGUACCUGUUUCCUCCAGCAUCUUCACAAGGUCCUUUCCUUUGAUGUGCACUUUUCGCACCAAAGUACGUUAAUCUCUAGGAGACAGAACGCGUCUCCUUCCUGAGCAGUAUGAUGGCUGCGUGGUCCCAUGGUGUUUAUAUUUGCGUACUAUUGUUUGUACAGAUGAACAUGGUACCUUCAGGCGUUUGGAAAAUGCUCCCAAGGAUGAACCAGACUUGUCUACAAUUUCUUUUCUGAGGUCUUGGCUGAUUUCUUUUGAUUUUCCCAUGAUGUCAAGCAAAGAGGCACUGAGUUUGAAGGUAGGCCUUGAAAUACAUCCACAGGUACACCUCCAAUUGACUCAAAUGAUGUCAAUUAGCCUAUCAGAAGCUUCUAAAGCCAUGACAUCAUUUUCUGGAAUUUUCCAAGCUGUUUAAAGGCACAUUCAACUUAGUGUAUGUAAACUUCUGACCCACUGGAAUUGUGAUACAGUGAAUUAUAAGUGAAAUAAUCUGUCUGUAAACAAUUGUUGAACAAACAACUUGCCAAAACUGUAGUUUGUUAAAAAUAAAUUUGUGGAGUGGUUGAAAAACGAGUUUUAAUGACUCCAACCUAAGUGUAUGUAAACUUCCGACUUCAACUGUAUUUAGUACUUAGUUGGUUUUCCUCUCUCAGGGACGGAUUCUAUUGGCUGUGAUGAUGUCACAGAUGAUUCAGCAGUGGUCUCAGGGAUUCCGCUAGUUGUUACAUUGACAUUUGCUUUUUUUGGAGGAAAGCAAUGCCUUUUUUUAAGUGCUUGGAUAGGUAGUGGGUUUGAUGGUUGUCACAGGAAUUGAAUAUUAUAUACUGUCAGAAAAGACAGCAAGAAGCCUUUGCAGAUGACAAGGACAGAACUUCCCCAAACUAAAGUUUGCUGCAGCCUGCAGGCUCACAGUGCUAGUCCAUUUUCCUCUGCCUAUGCAUGCUGAGUUCAGCAGAUUGGUGUGAAUUGGUUGGAGUUUGUACACGGAGAACCCAUAGAGCUAUGGAGUUAUCAGAACAGAGGGAGAAGUAUUAGACAGGCUUGGAUGGGUUUAACAAUCACUUCCUAUUGUUGGUGAAAAUAUCUCACAUCUACCUCAUUACCAUAUAUUUACAGGUUUUAAAAUUGAGGGAACAACAAGGCUGGCUCAAUCCAUUUUCCACAGACUUCUUGGAAUCAACAGUAAUGGUGUGACUGCUGCCAUAGGUCUGGUUCCUAAUGCCUUGGAGUUUUUCAGUGAGAGCAGACUGGUUCUGGUGUAAAUGUGCAAUUGAGACAUCAAUCAAGAGCUCUGAUCAAUUUCAGAACAUUGGCACAGCACACUCAGUUCUGAGCUCCCCAUUUAGCCCUUUUCAUACUUUCACUUUGGCUUCAAUGGAGCUUUUCUUAAGGAUGUUGGUCUACUGUUGCCUCAUUCAUACUCUUCAUGGGUGAAGUAGGCCUAAUUCUGCUCUUGUCAAUUUCCUUUCUUUUUCGGCAUCAGACAUGCCUACUUCUCACUUAAAAUGUAGUUUUUGUGUUUAAUUUCUAUGUUUUUUUUACACCAGAAGGUGAUUACACAGUAUUAUAAUAUAACAUUACAUUUGGAAAUUUCAAAAUGCAAAAACCUGCUAAUGUGUGUCAUCUAUCUUUAGUAAAAGUACAAUAAUGUAGUUAUUAGUAUUUAUUUAAUGUUACUGUCACGAUCGUUAUGAGAAGCGGACCAAGGCGCAGCGUGAUAGGCGUACAUACUUUUAUUAAGUGUACACAACACGAACAAAAACAACAAAACGAUACGUGAAGUCCUAGGUAAUACAACAACCACCCUGGCCAACAUAGAUCAAAACAAACUAGAACCAAAAACAUAGUAAACAAAACAUAGAAAAUCCACACCCUGGCUCAACAUAUAAGAGUCCCCAGAGCCAGGGCGUAACAGUUACUGUGAAAUAUUAACGGCAGAUCUUCCAGAGGGAAGCGCAAAACCAGAAAACCAGCCAUAUCAUCCUCCAAUGGGGACUGCGAGAGCUUCACAUCUGAACCCAUCAACAAGAUACAAUUUGAAUAAACAAUACAGUUUGAAGACUCACUGUAAGAAUAUUUUGCUACACACAGUAUCAGUGGAAGGUGUCAUUCCAAAAGGUGGCCUUUGCACAAAAAGUCAUGACAACUCCGUGACAUCCCGUCCCAAAGAGGGCUUAUGUUGAAAAAUCCUAAAUACUUUUUACAGUGUAUCAUACACUGUGAUUGGCGGAAGCAUGGGAAAGUUAUGCUCUUUAAAAGUUGAUAAACUUGUUAUCCCACUUAGGAGACAAGUAGGAGAAAAUGCCCUGAAAAGAUUUUGUUGAGUGAUAGAGAGCUCUUCUUUGCCCAUUCCGCAUCGUUCACACCCUCUUAAGCCAUAGACCCACCCAUCUCUUUAAGAAACAUGUAAACAAACGCUUGGCCAACCGUCAGCAUGGUCAACCCCUCCAUUAUCUCAGCCAAUCAUGGCUAGCCAGGAAGGGUUAUGUCUUUCUCCCUAUAUACUGUAGCUCAGUACUUUCUGCUUGGCUAAACUAGGCUCAUAAUUUAACAUUUACGGCUCCCAUACAAGUUUGUAAUUAAGGCACAUGAAAGUUCACAUGUUUAAGAAGGCAUGCCUGCAAAAACGGCCCUACUGUGAAGUAGGAACUAGUGUCAUCCGCCCCCGUGGGCUGGCGUGUCACAUAUGAGUUGGCAUAGGAAUUGCAUGACAACGACCAAAUAAAUAGUUUUAAAUUGUACAUUUGGCAUGAUAAUGACCAUAGGAGUUAAACAGAUCUGGGACCAGGCUACAAUGGUGGUGGAUGGGAUGAGUAACCACCAUUAACAUGGUCCCAGGAGCUCACAGCACAAACCCCCUUUUCCACACCCACCAGAACAAUAAGCAGGCCUAGUGCCUUAACGUUGUCUUUAAUCUUGGCUCGAUUAGGACUGACUGUAAAUGAAAGCAGUAUUUUCCAGAUAGGCUCUUUUCAGUAAGACUAGCAGGGGCCUGAGCCAAGCCCAGCACAGCCUGUGGAACGGAGCAAGAGUAAGGGCCACCGACAGUGUGCCUGAGUGUGGUCAGUCACACACCUACUCCCUGACACACAGUGAUAUCUCUGUCCACUCUGUCCUCUGUCCUCUCUUUCUGCUGUGAGGGCUGUAUCAGCUGAUGUCAUGUCCAGCAGCUCACCCCCUCUCCUCUCCUGGGCUGUAUUGAUCAGUCUCAUGGUUUAAUCCUCCUCCUCUGUUUUCUACCACAGUUCAAUCUCCCCUCGCUCCCUCUUUCACUACCGCAGCUUACUCCUGAUGCCUUUAUAAACCUUUUUGGUCCAUACCCCUCCGCAGCUCUCAUUUCCUCCUUGCAAAGACUGUGUGUGUGUGUGUGUGUGUGUGUGUGUGUGUCUGUGUGUGUGUGUGCGUGUGUGUGUGUGUGUGUGAGGAGCUCCUUGAAGUAUUGCCUGUUCUAUUGCCUCUCUCACUCACAGAGUUUUACCACUGAUACUACUUCAAUUCAAUUCUUUAGUGCUCCAGGUUUAAAAUGAUUUCCCAAAAAUUGUAUUUCUGAGCUUCGAGAGGUCGGGGGGGCAUUUACACUGCUUCCAGACAAGGUUUCUCUUUACCAUUUUAUUAAAUUAAUACAUUUUCCUCCUUUGCUGGAGGGAGCCCUGUAAAUGAAUUAUGAAACCAUAUAUGUUAAAUUAGCCUUUUUAAUCCAGAACUUUACAGAGGUGUUUCCUAAAACAAAAGUGCUGUGUUACUGUGCUACCCUUUCAAAUAGUUGUGGCAGAGACGUUUUUAACUACUGGCCAAUAAAUGGAAUGAAUGAAUGUAUUUUCUGCUAUCACAUAGAAUCCUCCUCUAAUUCCCUGUCACCUCCAGUGUUGCGCUCCUAAUCUGUUGGCAUGGCUUGGCUCAGAGUGACUGGCAGUGGUGCAGUGGGCAGCAGCGUGUGCCAGUUAGCCCCUGGGAGUGAUCAUUGACACAGCAUGGCCCUGCUCCAGCCCCCAGCCCCUCUGCGGACCUUGGCACCUGGUCGACAGGAUAUCUAGUCCUCCACCGGAGGUCCAGCUGUAGCCGCAAACUGGCUCCUGUCACUGGCUCGAACCUCUCUCGCCCACCCCACUCUCUCUCUCUUCUCUCUCUACCCCUCUUUGCAUAGCCCCGGUGGCUUCAAAAUAACUGCCUCUCUGUCUGUUUGCCUGCUCUGUCCUGAAGCCUGGAAGUAGAAUAUUUCUUCCUCUCUUGUGCUUCGAGACGGACGUUGAUCAUGGUAUUUCUUCACUCGGGGAAAGGUGACAAUGACAAAGUGCUGUUUUUAAAAGAACAUACAUCUUUCACAGUCUGCCCCUAAGAAGCAGCAUCCCUAUCCUGCUCUCUAACUGGAAAUAUCAGUGUAGUUUUGUCUGUGUAGAAUACAGAGUAGUGACAGGGAAGUAAAGCCCAGUCUGCCUUGCACAGAUCUGUCAUUAUUUAUUGACCAUAAAUCCCUGGGAGCCUCUCUCAGGCCUACUGUCUGGUAGGAGGAAUACAGAGGGGAGACAAGUUGGAUUUAAGGCAGACACAAUGUACCUAGACAAGCGACCAGCUCACCUGGGAAAUGCCACUCUUAUGUCCACACAUGAAAAUGCAUGGCCAUGUACAGGGAGGAGGAUCACUGAAGAUUUACUGACAUAGGUGUCAUGAGAUGUAAAGGCUGAAUUUUAUUCAUCACAUGCUUCGUAAAACAACAGGCGUAGACUAACAGUGAAAUGCUAAUUUACGGGCUCUUCCCAACAAUGAAGAGAAAGAACAUAGAUAAAUAAUAGAAAAGUAAUAACACGUGAUAAUAAAAGUAAUAAUAAAUACACAAUGAGUAACGAUAACUUGGCUAUAUACACAGGGUACCAGUACUGAGUCGAUGUGCAGGAGUACGAGGUAAUUGAGGUAGAUGUGUACAUAUAACUAGGAAUACAGUGGCUAGGCAACAAGAUAUAUAAUAAACAAUGUGAUGAGUAAAAAAAAGUUUGUGCAAAAAGGGUCAAUGCAGAUAGUCCAGAUAGCUAUUUGGUUAACUAUUUAGCUAACUAUUUAGAAGUAUUAUGGCUUGGGGGUAGAAGCUGUUCAGGGUCCUGUUGGUUCCAAACUUGGUGCAUCAGUACUGCUUGCCGUGUGGUAGCAGAGAGUAGCAGAGAGAACACUCUCUGCUAAACAGUCCCACAGCCAGCCAGCAUGGAGAUGGCUGGAACACAACACAACAGAACAGAGUCUGCUCCCAAACAGAAUGAGGCACACUGAGCACAGACAUCUGGCUGGGAAUCUAUCUUUAUAUCUCUAAUUAAAGAGAUCAUAAAAAGUGGAAUCAACAUCAUAGUUAGAGUUCUAUGGCUUCAACAUACUGCUUAGCUCUCGAAAGUGCCAAUACAUCUUGUUUGUAAAGCUGAGUAAAUAUGGCCAUGUGGUGAGUGAUGCCACAAGGCAAACACAAGCUCUGUGUUGGCCAACAAACUUUGUCACAAAUCAGUAGUAUCUGUAGUAUUUGUGUUUGGAUGUGUAUUGUAUGUGUUUGUGCCUGAUUGGAACGCUGCCCUCUGCUGACUGAAAUGGAGUAUAACACAGAGUAGAAAGCACUUCUCAGCGACUCCACUAUAUACAGUGAGGGAAAAAAGUAUUUGAUCCCCUGCUGAUUUUGUAUGUUUGCCCACUGACAAAGAAAUUAUCAGUCUAUAAUUUUAAUGGUAGGUUUAUUUGAACAGUGAGAGACAGAAUAACAACAACAAAAUUCAGAAAAACGCAUGUCAAAAAUUGAAUAAGUAUUUUUUUUUACACAUUUACACUUGAAUACAUUUCCAUCUCUGAUUUCCAUUUCAUUACAUUCUGCUUUGUUUCUGCAUCCCCCCCCCCCCGUCUCUCUCUGGUGUCAGGUCUAACUGGCUGAAGCCAUGCUGUGGGCGAAGGGCAGCCCUAUGGCAGGUGUGUCUGCUGAGCGCAGGCUUCAACUGUUUCCUGGUGGCCUGUGUCAUCCUGGUGGUGGUGCUGCUGUGUCUGGAGCUGCUCAUCGACACCAAGCUCCUGCAGUGUGAGUGACCCUGGACCUGUCUCUGUAUUAGAACCUGGAUCUAGGCUUAUAGAUACAUGAACAUUUGAGUAACGUGCACAUAUCUUCAAUUGUGGUUCCACCCUUAGUGAAGUUAAUACACACAAAACAGCUGUGGAAUUUGUGGUCAUUUGGAAUUUACAGAAAUGCACAUCUGUUGUUAGGAAUGUAGCUAAUAUUGGCACUAGGCCUGUUGUAUAAUAGAGUAUGAUUAUGCAGUGACAGUGACAGGUCCAGGACCUGGGGCUGUGAUCUCGCCUCUCUAUAAUAUCAGCAUCAUUAGUAUUCCUCAGUAAACAGUGUCAGGUGGUCUAAUGCCACUGUGACCAAUAGCACAUGGAGAUGACCUCAUCUGCAUGAUCUGGAGGUGGGUGUCCUCAUCUUUCAUGGGUUAUGGUCAGGAGUCCCCACUUCUGUGGUGUCACAAGCUCUAUGAAGGAUGGUAGGGCUAUAUGGGUUACAGGUCAAUGUGGAUGUAUCUUAAUGCUUCCAAGUCUUAACAAGUCCCUGGAGGCAGAUUGAAGAGAGGGGAUGGUUGGGAGGUAAAGAAAGACAAAUGCAUAGAGGGAGAUUAGUGGGCAAAUAAAUGGGGAGAUAGAGGGUGUCUGUCUGCUGGGUGAAUGUACGGAGCGAGGGAGGGAUGGAGGAAGAUGAAUGGACUGAUGGACAGAUCAGUGAGCACAGCAAAUAAAGACAGAAGGGAAGUGGCGCUUGAAGAGGAAUGCUGUAGCUGACAGCCCAAUGUAGUACGAUGCUGGCCACGAAGACAAACCUGUGCAUGCAUUUCUUUGCCUAUAUAAUAUAUACAGUAUAUAUAUGCCAUUUAACAGACGCUUUUAUGUAUGAGCGGACCUGGGAAUCAAACACACUAUCCUGGUAUUACAAUGGCCAUGCGCUACACACUGAGCUAUGGAGGGCUAUGUGUCUGUGCUUGGGUCUGUCUCCAGUAUUUAACAAAUGAGCUGAACCGUGAGUAAACUAGUCAUUUCUAAACAUUGUCUAUGCUGUGCUGUCUUCACAGUUAACAACGCGUUCCAGUUUGCCAGCAUCAUCCACUGGAUCAGCCUGGUCAUUCUAUCUGUGUUCUUCACUGAGGUGAGCCCCUCUCCCUCUCUCUCUCCCCCACAGUCACAACAGUGGUAGCAGGCUCACUUAAAGCUGAUGCAGCUGAGGGUUGAUUUAAUGCUAUAGUGUGCAGUAGGAGACAAAGGUGAGCUAGAGAGGUGCAGUGGUAUUAAGCCCUGCCCUUUCCCCCAUCAACACAUUAUUGACUAAUUAGGGUAUUGGUAAAUGGACUCUAUUGGUCCAUCACAUACAGUAUAUUGUCAAAUGUAAACACAGCUGUUUCAUUUGCUCCUAAUGUUUGUUCACAGCAUUACAGCCUCCACUAUCUCACUCAUUCUGAUACUAUUUCCCUUCAAAACUUGCUGAGUGUUAAUACCUCUUUAUGUAUUGUGUUUCCUCAACACAAUCAAUUUGAUCUAAAAUGCAGAUAGAGCUUUUCUGUUGCACCGUAGCUUUUAACUAACGCCAGAGCCUCAUUGAUUACAGUUUCCUCAGGCCUAGCAGCAUUUAUCUUAGUUGUUCUCUGUUCACCGGUCUGCUGCUCCAUUUGGUUGAGAAACAGUAUGUGUUUUAGUUAUUGAUGAAAGCUAACCCUUAGUGAUUCAUGUACGUAUUGGAUGUGGCAGGACAGCCUCUGCUCAGGUGGAAUCCUGAAUAUGUAAAAAGAGGGGAGAGGAGUGUAGUGGCCUUCUGCAGCCCUUGCUGAGUCAGCUGUAGCUGGUGCAGGGUGCAGUGUGUGUCUCUAAUUGUUUGGAGGAAAUCUGACCGCUGUGGUAGUGAACUGUAGGAAUAUGCCAUUGAUGAAUUGCCAGUGGAUAGAUGAAAGAAAACUGCAAUUCACUUUUGCUGAGACGUUAGGAUUUUUAGGGGUGUGUUUACAACUAUGGAAAUUAAUGAUAUCGCUAUGGUUCUCUUCCCCACUCCUUUUUACCCUACCUCCCCCACUCUCUCUAUCUCCCUCCCCACUCUCCCUUUCUCUCUCUCAGACGGUGUUCAGGAUUGUGGUGCUGGGGAUCUGGGAUUACAUUGAGAACAAAGUGGAGGUAAGCUCCCUGGGGGGCCAUUAGUCCUGAGGUGGGGUUCAGAGCACCCCACCACUUCCACUGCAAUGUCAUUCUCCCAAUGUCAGACCUGUGGGAAAUCACCCACAGGCCUGGAGGAAUAUACUGUAAUGGAGUACUCACUGAAAUGUGGUCAUUCAAAUAUUGUUGAAAAAUGGACGUUUCCAUUGUCUGCUUGCUAAUAUCUUUGUUUGUGUGUAGUGCGUACCUAACUGUCUGUGUGUGUGAAUGCGUGUGUGUGCUGGUGCAUGUGUCCGUGUGUGUGUAGGUGUUUGACGGUGCAGUCAUAGUCCUGUCCCUGGCCCCCAUGGUGGCCUCAACGGUGGCCAAUGGCCCCAGCAGCCCCUGGGACGCCAUCGGCCUCAUCAUCACCAUGCGCAUCUGGAGGGUCAAGAGGAUCAUCGAUGGUGAGGCUGGGAGGGCCUGGGGGUAGAUGGAUGGGGUGCAGGGGGUGUAUGUCUCCUCUGUAUCAUGUCCUUAACUGUCAGGUUGCAGAGAUGCGACAACAAUAUUUCUGCAGCUCCACCCCUAUGGAUGUCAUUAUCCUAACUGGCUUUUUACUGAGCUUUACGGAAAAUGUUUUGCCAUGCUUAUUACCAACCACAAUCAAUACUUGCUUUACAACACAAUGACGAAUACAUGCAUAAUCUGAUACAGAUACACACAGAUCUUGUACUGUUUCUUGACUCUGAGCUGUUUUCAAUCAAUGUUACGCCCUCUUGUGGAAGUUCCAUGUUUCACAUGCAAACACACUAAUUUAAGACAGGAAAUUAAGCCAGGUUAAACAAAAAUAGUACUGAUCAUAAUCCCUCUUAUGUGGCCUACUACGGAUAUAUAAAGUUAUGUCAGUGUGACUGAGUUUAUCCCUACAAAGCGGUCUCUAUAACAGUCUGUCCUGUGUUCUGUCCCAGCCUAUGUGCUGCAGGUGAAGGUGGAGAUGGAGAUGGAGACCCAGCAAUAUGUGAAGGCCAAAGCUGUCAGGGAGGAGCAGCUGGAGAGACUCACUCAGAUCUGCCAGGAGCAGGCAGUAUGUUCACACACCUGUCUAACUAGUUACCAUUGCCUGUCAUACACACCUUGGACCAACAGAGGACAGCAACGUGCCAUAAAGAAGAGAUGUGCACUUCCAAUACAUUAUGUGUAGAUUUGAGAGAACAUAAUACAUUCAAAUUCACACACUUAUAAGUGGAAUAACCAAACCUUUAAUCUGACAAACACUGAGUUGUGUCACACUGACCCUUGAACACAUAAAUACAUUACAUAUCCUUAAUAGGAGAUACUAUCAGGUUCUGUAUUCAGUCAUAAUUCCCACGGGGGGCCAGUAUGAAAAAUGUAUGCACUUACUAACUGUAAGUCGCUCUGGAUAAGAGCGUCUGCUAAAUGACUAAAAUGUAAAUGUAAUAAUGCGUCACAACAUUCCUGUUAUUCCCAUCCUGGGAUUUCCAUUCAGGAAAAUUAUCCAGUCACAUUUGUCCCGUCCCCCCGUCCCCCCUUCUCGCUCUUUCUCUCUCUACCUUCUCUCGCUCUCGCUCGCUCGCUCUCUCUCUCUCAGUUUGAGAUCAGGCAGCUGCGGGCCCACCUGGCUCAACAGGACUUGGACCUGGUAGCAGAGCGAGAGGCUGCCAUGCAGAUACACCAUGUGUGGGGCAAGCAGAACAGCAGCUUCCAGGAGGUGGAUGGCCUGGCCCCUGGGGGCCCCGAUCAACGCAGCCAGGCUAAAGCCAGGGAGGCAGCGGCCCCUGGAGGUACCACACCCUGAUCCUAUAACCCCACCAUUUACUGAAGUAUUACAUCCGAGAACUGCAGAUUGCCUCAUCAAGAUGACAUUGUUAUAUCUCUAUGGAUUGCCUGCUGGCUGUGGUUUCUAACCAAAGAGGGUCUCUCUUGAAGCUAGGGGAAUAGAGGGACGUUCUUGCCAUGUCAGAUCAGAUUUUCCAGGCAAAGUGGUUGAAUGAACAGAGUGCUCUGUGCUUUGGGUCAUGUUUGUUAAACAGAGGUUGGCUUGGUUGAAAAUAUGUUCUCCGUUCACCUGGAAACCACAACAGACAUCUAACAAACCACACCAGAUUCCAGGGAGGAUAGAAUAGUAGAUUACUGUACAAGGAAAAUAAUUUCCCUAGAACAGCAGCCUGACGAGAGGCCUAGCAGUGUGGGACCUCUGAGUCGUAGACCUCAGUGCUAUGGGAGUGCUGUUUGAAUGAGGACAAGAUCCUCUAUGUAAAUAUACACUCCCCUACGUAUUUAUUUGGACAGUGACACACUUGAUGUAUUUAGUCCCACCAUUUGAAGGUGUCAUAAGUAUUUGGACAAAUUCACUUAGUGUAUUACAUUUAGUCAAAAGUUUCGUAUUUGGUCCCAUAUCCCUAGCCCGUAAUAACUACAUCAAGCUUGUAACUCUACAAACUUGUUGGAGGCAUUUGUAGUUUUUUUGGUUGCAUUUUGGAUUACGUUGUGCCCAAUAUAAAUUAAUGGUAAAUAAUGUAUUGUCAUUUUGGAGUCACUUUUUUAUUGUAAAUAAGAAUUUAAUGUUUCUGAACACUUCUACAUUAUACUAACUGUAAGUCGCUCUGGAUAAGAGCGUCUGCUAAAUAACUAAAAUGUAAAUGUAAUGUGGAUGCUACCAUGAUUAAGGAUAAUAAUGAAUGAAUCGUGAAUCAUGAGGAGUGAGAAAGUUACAGAUGCACAAAGAUCAUGCUAACCUCUCACCAUUACCAUUAACGGGAGGAUAUCAUUUUUGAGGGGGUAUGAUAUUUAUGCCUCUGUAACUUUCUCACUCAUCAUUAUUCACAAUUUAUUCAUUAUUAUCCGUAGUCAUAGUAACAUCCACAUUAAUGUAGAAGUGUUCAGAAACAUAUUAUAUUCUUUUUUACAAUAAAAGUGACUCCAAAAUGACACAAUACAUUAUUUACCAUUAAUUUCUAUUGGGCACAACGUAAUCCGAAACACAACCAAAACAAACUGCAAGUUUGUAGAGUGAUAAGCUUGAUGUAGUCAUUGCAUGCUAGGAAUAUGGGACCAAAUACAAAAAUGUAGACCAUUUUAUACACUGUGUGAAUUCUUCCAAAUACUUAUGACACCUUCAAAUGGGGGGACUAGAUACAUAGUGCUUUCAUUUCUAAAUGUUAAAACAGAUAUGUAUGAAAACACCCUAAAAUAAAAUGUGACAUUCUGUACUGUUGCCUCAUAUAAAACAUUUUAUUUCAAAUGCAAAAUGCUGGAGCAUGGAGCCAAAUUUGCUUCACUGUCCAAAUAAAUACAUAGGGGAGUGUACCUGUAAACAAUACACCAAGAGAUUGGUUUAAUAUGAUGUCCCACCUUCGUAUGAUGACCAUUGUAUCUAACCUAGGCCGGGAUUCAAUCCGAUCGUGGAUUAUAGGCAUUACUGCUUUUAAAGGUUAUGAAUUGUCAAAAUCAUGUUUUUCAUAACAUGUGAUGAUAUUUGAAGGAAACCAGAUCAAAGUAUGACUAAUGACUGUUGCUUCUACAUUGAUAAAGUUUGAUCAUAAAGUUACUGGUCCUCUCCCCAUGUCAAACACUUGGAUUAAUUUUUAAGUGGACAAGGUGACAUCACCUUAAUUUCAUUUUAAUACACCAAAGGUAAAAUGAUAUUCUCUUACCUAAUUUAAAUAAGUACCGCCAAGUAACCAACAUCGUAAAAAGUGUGUUUACAGCUGGGUGUGGUUUAUAUAGCUAGAUAGCUACUCUACUUGUGCCAAAAUUUGACUGUAGGGUGUCAGCAAAUAUCAUUAAAAGUUUACCCUGUUCAUCUAUGGCAAAGAUACUUAUGGUUCCCCUUUAAUCUGUGUCUGGUGUUAGCUAGUUACUGGCUAGCUAGGUCUUCAGCCAGCAUGGAACAAAAGGGGGGAAUGGUCGUUCAAAACUCUGACGCAGUUGUCAUGUCAACACAUCCGUCAUUGCUGCUGUGAACUGCAUCACAAGAGACAUGUCAAACGGGAAUGUAUGGGGCCUCCCGAGUGGCACAGCGGUCUAAGGCACUGCAUUGCAGUGUUAGCGGCGUCACUACAGACCCUGGUUCAAUCCCGGGCUCUGUCGCAGCCGGCCGCGACCAGGAGACCCAUGAGGCAGCGCACAAUUGGCUCAGCAUCGUCUGGGUUAGGGGAAGGUUUGGCGGGCUGGUAUGUCCUUGUCCCAUCGCGCUCUAGCAACUCCUUGUGGCGAGCCAGGUGCAUGCACGCUGACUUCAGUUGCCGGCUGUACGGUGUUUCCUCUGACACAUUGGUGCGGCUGGCUUCCGGGUUAAGCGAGCAGUGUGUCAAGAAGCAGUGCGGCUUAGCAGGGUCGUGUUUCCGAGUACGCAUGGCUCUCGACCUUCGCCUCUCCCAAGUCCGUACAGGAGUUGCAGCGACGGGACAAGACUGGGGGUAAUAAAUAAAAACAGGAAUGUAUUUUUAAAUUUUUUGUUUCAGUUGCUUUGUGUAUCAACAAAUUUGCUUGAUGAUUUUACUGCAGCACUGCUCACUGCAUCCAAGUUGCUUGACAUAGGCAUUUCAAAGAGCUGUCAGUCUAGGCGAGCUCAUGAAUAUAAGCUCCCUGCUCACUCAGCCUGUCUCUUCAAACUUCCUGGUAGUCAGCCAUGAGAGAAAAUGUACUUUUCAAUCAAUCCUAUUAGCCAAUCUUCAAUCAUUUGAGAAUAAAUUGGAUGACCUAAGAUUAUGGUUAUCCUACCAACGGGACAUUAAAAACUGUAAUAUCUUAUGUUUCACCGAGUCGUGACUGAACAACAACAUGGACAACAUACAGCUAGCGGGCUAUACGCUACAUCGGCAGGAUAGAACGGCUGACUCCGGUAAGACAAGGGGUGGUGGUCUGUGUAUAUUUGUAAACAACAGCUGGUGCACAAAAUCCAAUACUAAGGAAGUCUUGAGGUUUUGCUCGCCUGAGGUAGAGUAUCUUAUGCUAAGCUGUAGACCACACUAUUUACCAAGAGAGUUUUCAUCUAUAUUUUUCAUAGCUGUCUAUUUACCACCACAAACCAAUGCUGGCAUUAAGAUUGCACUGAAUGAGCUGUAUAGGCCAUAAGUGAACAGGAAAACGCUCAUCCAGGGGCAGCACUCCUAGUGGCCGGGGACUUUAAUGCAGGGAAACUUAAAUCCGUUCUACCUCAUUUCUACCAGCAUGUUAAAUGUGCAACCAGAAGAAAAAAAACUCCAGACCACCUUUACUCCACACACAGAGACGCAUACAAAGCUCUCCCUCGCCCUCCAUUUGGAAAAUCUGACCAUAACUCUAUCCUCCUGGUUCCUGCUUAUAAGCAAAAACUAAAGCAGGAAGCACCAGUGACUCGGUUAAUAAAAAAGUGGUCAGAUGACGCAGAUGCUAAGCUACAGGACUGUUUUGCUAGCACAGACUGGAACAUGUUCCGGGAUUCUUCAGAUAGCAUUGAGGAGUACACCACAUCAGUCACUGGCUUCAUCAAUAAGUGCAUCGAUGAUGUCGUCCCCACAGUGACCGUACGUACAUACCCCAACCAGAAGCCAUGGAUUACAGGAAACAUCCGCACUGAGCUAAAGGGUAGAGCUGCCGCUUUCAAGGAGCGGGACUCUAACCCGGACGCUUAUAAGAGAUCCCACUAUGCCCUCCGACGAACCAUCAAAGAGUCAAUACAGGACUAAGAUUGAAUCGUACUACACCGGCUCUGACGCUCGUCGGAUGUGGCAGGGCUUGGAAAACUAUUACAGACUACAAAGGGAAGCACAGCCGCGAGCUGCCCAGUGACACAAGACUUCCAGACGAGCUAAACCACCUCUAUGCUCGUUUCGAGGCAAGCAACACUGAAGCAUGCAUGAGAGCGCCAGCUGUUCCGGAUGACUAUGUGAUCACGCUCUCCGUAGCCGAUGUGAGUAAGACUUUUAAGCAGGUCAACAUUCACAAGGUCGCAGGGCCAGACGGAUUACCAGGACGUGUACUCCCAGCAUGUGCUGACCAACUGGCAAGUGUCUUCACUGACAUUUUCAACAUGUCCCUGACUGAGUCUGUAAUAUCAACAUGUUUCAAGCAGACCACCAUAGUCCCCGUGCCCAAGGACACUAAGAUAACCUGCCUAAAUGACUACCGACCCGUAGCACUGACGUCUGUAGCCAUGAAGUGCUUUGAAAGGCUGGUCGUGGCUCACAUCAACACCAUUAUCCCAGAAACCCUAGACCCACUCCAAUUUGCAUACCGCCCCAACAGAUCCACAGAUGAUGCAAUUUCCAUUGCACUCCACACUGCCCUUUCCCACCUGGACAAGAGGAACACCUACGUGAGAAUGCUAUUCAUUGACUACAGCUCAGCAUUCAACACCAUAGUGCCCUCAAAGCUCAUCACUAAGCUAAGGAUCCUGGGGGGUCGCCCCCAGGUGGUAAGGGUAGGUAACAACACAUCUGCCACACUGAUCCUCAACACGGGGGCCCCUCAGGGGUGCGUGCUCAGUCCCCUCCUGUACUCCCUGUUCACCCAUGACUGCAUGGCCAGGCACGACUCCAACACCAUCAUUAAGUUUGCCGACGACACAACAGUGGUAGGCCUGAUCACCGACAACGAUGAGACAGCCUAUAGGGAGGAGGUCAGAGACCUGGCCGUGUGGUGCCAGGAUAACAACCUCUCCCUGAACGUGACCAAGACAAAGGAGAUGAUUGUGGACUACAGGAAAAAAAGAGGACUGAGCACACCCCCAUUCUCAUUGACGGGGCUGUAGUGGAACAGAUUGAGAGCUUCAAGUUCCUUGGUGUCCACAUCACCAACGAACUAUCAUGGUCCAAACACACCAAGACAGUCGUGAAGAGGGCACGACAAAGCCUAUUCCCCCUCAGGAGACUGAAAAAGAUUUGGCAUGGGUCCUCAGAUCCUCAAAAACUUCUACAGCUGCACCAUCGAGAGCAUCCUGACUGGUUGCAUCACCGCCUGGUAUGGCAACUGCCUCCGACCGCAAGACACUACAGAGGGUAGUGCGUACGGCCCAGUACAUCACUGGGGCCAAGCUUCCUGCCAUCCAGGACCUCUAUACCAGGCGGUGUCAGAGGAAGGCCCUCAAAAUUGUCAAAGACUCCAGCCACCCUAGUCAUAGACUGUUCUCUCUGCUACCGCACGGCAAGCGGUACCGGAGUGCCAAGUCUAGGUCCAAAAGACUUCUCAACAGCUUCUACCCCCAAGCCAUAAGACUCCUGAACAGCUAAUCAUAGCUACCCGGACUAUUUGCACUGCCCCCCCACCCCCCACCCCAUCUUUUUACGCUGCUGCUACUCUGUUAAUUAUUUAUGCAUAGUCACUUUAACUCUACCCACAUGUACAUAUUACUUCAACUACCUCAACUAGCCGGUGCCCCCGCACAUUGACUCUGCACCGGUACCCCCCUGUAUAUAUAGCCUCCCUACUGUUAUUUUAUUUUACUUCUGCUCUUUUUUUCUCAACACUUUUUUGUUGUUUUAUUUUACUUUUUAAUUUAAAAUAAAUGCACUGUUGGUUAAGGGCUGUAAGUAAGCAUUUCACUGUAAAUUUGAUUUGAUUUGCUAUAUAUCUGAGAUGAGAUAUCUGAGGUUUCACUACAGCCUUUUAAGUGGGCCUGCUCCUCAUAUGUUCAUGUGUUAUUAAUCACAGAGUGAUUGUCUAUGACGCCACAUUUUAGUCCGAGCAUCCCCUGCCUUCUUGGGACAGUUUUAAAAUUAAUAUUUGAAGAAGAAACAUAAAUAAACCCAUCUAUCUAGCGGUCCUGAAGGAAUAUGGAUGGUACUUAGAGGUUAACUGUGACAGGUCAGGGGUGCCAGCCACAGCCACAGGCCCUUCUACCCACCACCUCACCUCUUUUUACAUUCCUUGCUUUGCUCCUAUGGGUUCAACCUUCUGGUCAGGAAUAUCUGACUGAUGCAUUCUGGGAGAUCUUUACAGAACAGAUUUUCAAAAUCUCUAUUAGAUAAGGGUACCAAACAUCCAACUCAUUCUAUUGUUUCUGAGAAAGAGUACAUACCUAGUUUGUUUCUUAUUUCUUUCAGAUCAUGUUGUUCAAGAUGACAUGAACAACUACAUCAGCCAGUACUACAGUGAGGCAAGCAGUGGUAAGAAUAAACAAUUGUCUACACCCUCACAGGUUUGUUUGUGUACUUUGCUUUGCGGACAGUCAGCAGGAUCAUGUGUUGAGUCCAAGUUGUAUGUGAUUCUUGUAGAUGUUGGGAUCCCAGACCCAGCUCGUGUCAUCACCACUGCAGCCAUAGACGUGCACCUGCCCAACAACCCCAGCCAGCUGCCCUCAUCUCUGGUGAGUGCAGAUGCAGUGUCCAGCCGUCUGCAGCGGACGGGCAGCUCCGUGAGCGAGGCCUCCAACACCACCGUGUCCCGCUCCCGCUCCAGCUUCAGCGCCCACCAGCACAGCAUCAGCAGCCACACCCUGGGCUCCACCACCGACUGCAGCUCCACCGUCCGCGAGGCUUCCACCUCCACAGACUCCUACAGCGGCCAGCGCUGUUACCCCCCGCCCUACUGCAGCCCCCUGGCCCUGGGCUUGGGCACACAGCCUGGCCCCAGAGGACACCCCAGCGCCGUGGUGCAGGAGCUGCUCUCCUCCCUGUCUGAUGAUUCCUGUCUGGGCCAAAAGGGCUUGGACCCUGUCAACCUCAAACUGCCCAGUCCUGCUGGCUCCACCAAAACUAGUCCUGAGCUGGAGCACAGGCUCAACAUCUACAACAAGAGGAACCAGGAGAGCCGCGGAGGCUUCCACACCAAGCCCCUCAUCCACCUGCAGGCCAGGGAGCCUUUCAUGGAGGAGAAGUACAGGCUAUCUCAGGCAGAUGCCCCUGUCAGCCGUCUGCCUGAGACAUAG